AUGGAUGCUCUGCUGGAGACUAGUGGCUUGUCCGCGUUUGACAACAUUCCAAAGAAUGAGCAAAAGAGGGGGAGGAAUAUAGAUGGUGAGGAAGAAGUGGAUGCAUCGGAAUUUGAUAAUCCGGAGAGUGAGGCUUGGGUAAAGAAGAAUAGAAAGAGCCCCUGGGCUGCUGGCAAGAGGGAAGUAGUUAGGGAAGAGUUAACUGAGGAGCAGAAGAAGUAUACUGCGGAGAAAUAUGCCAAGAAGAACAAGGGCACAGAAGCGGCGGAGAAUGAGGACGCCGGCGUGGUUGAUAAGAAUAUUUUUCAUGGGAAGGAGGAGAGGGAUUAUCAAGCGAGGUCAUGGAUUGCUCCUCCUAAGGACGCGAAAGCGAGUAACGAUCAUUGUUACGCCCUGAAAACAUUGGUGCGUACAUGGAGGGGACAUACUAAAGGGGUUUCUGCCAUUCGAUUCUUUCCCGGGCAAGGUCAUUUGAUACCUUCAGCUGGAAUGGAUUCUGAGGUGAAGAUAUGGGAUGUGUACAAUUCAGGGGAAUGUAUGAGAACCUACACGGGCCACUCAAAGGCAGUUAGAGAUAUAUGGUUUACCAAUAAUGGGACUAAAUUCUUGACUGCCAGUUAUGAUAAGAAUAUCAAGUACUGGGAUACGGAGACAGGGCAGUAA
Oldenlandia corymbosa var. corymbosa is the source of this 663-nucleotide messenger RNA. The record is from the annotation of a GenBank genome assembly. Lineage: Eukaryota; Viridiplantae; Streptophyta; Magnoliopsida; Gentianales; Rubiaceae.